Molecule: messenger RNA, 468 nt
Organism: Symbiodinium pilosum
Lineage: Eukaryota; Dinophyceae; Suessiales; Symbiodiniaceae
Source: the annotation of a GenBank genome assembly
AUGGCAGAGGACGUGGCUGAGCAUUUCAAGGAUCUCAUCAAGAUGCAGGACAAAGAGCUGAGGUCUCUGCGGGCCGAGGUGCAGCAGUUGAAAGGCGAGAACAGCGAGCUGAGGAAAUUGACCACGGACGAAGACAAGACGAUCCUCCUGUGGAAGGUGGGGGCACUGACAAAGCAGUGCAAGGCGCUGCAAGCUCAGUGCGACCUGCUUCAGGCAAGCCGCGGAUCUGUGGAGGUGGCCAGGCUACGGGAGCGCCAGCUGCAGCGAGCACAGCGUCAGGAGCUGGAGCAGCAGCUCUCAGUGCUUGCUUUGGCUUUGGAUGAAGCGGAAUCGCAGAAGGAGAAGCUGAUAAAAGAGGAACCCAAUGGCCCUGCUUCGGUGUCUGAGAUGGAUGAGCUUUUGGCAGUACUAACCCAAAUCCAUCGCGCGUGCCCUGAGGAAUGCUCGAAGACGGGUGUCAGCACCUGA